Notechis scutatus (mainland tiger snake) is the source of this 2431-nucleotide messenger RNA. NCBI's taxonomy places the organism in Eukaryota, Metazoa, Chordata, Lepidosauria, Squamata, Elapidae. The record is from RefSeq and is a predicted model, not a curated record.
UGAAUAUAGGAACAUUUCUCUUUGUUAUAAGUUAUUUAUCUGUAUAAUUCAUUCUUUGUAGUAACACAGGAAAACCAUGUCAAACUGGGUAUCUUACUACAGAAAUGAGGGAGAGGAGGAAGAAGAGGAAGAAGCAGAAGCAGAAGCAGCUGAAAACAUUGGAAUAUAUAAAUAUGGAGGUCGAGACACUUUGCUUUUCUUAGUGGAUGGCUCAAGAACCAUGUUUGAGUAUUUUGAUGGUAGUAAUUUAACACCUUUUGAUAUGGCAAUUCAGUGCAUUCAGAAUGUAUACAGGAACAAAAUCAUCAGCCAUGAGAGGGACCUUGUUGGUGUUGUGUUUUAUGGAACAGAGCAGCAUAAUAAUAAAAUGAAUGCUAAACACAUAUAUGUUCUCCAGGAUUUGAACAAUCCAGGGGCAAAACAAGUAUUAGAGCUGGCUAGCUAUGAAGGAGAAGAGGGAAAAGCUCUCUUCCAAAAGUCCUUUGGCCAUAAUGACAACUACUCAUUAGGCGACGCACUCUGGGUUUGUACUAAUCUCUUCAGUGCUGUCCCUUUCAAGAUGAGCCACAAGAGAAUCAUGCUGUUCACCAAUGAAGAUGACCCUCAUGGUCAAGAUAGUACUAAAACCAAAUUUGCUAGAACUAAAGCUGCUGACCUACGAGAAAUAGGAAUUUACCUUGACUUAAUGAAUCUAAAGAAGCCUGGAGGGUUUGAUAUUUCCUUAUUCUACAGAGAUAUCAUUAAUACAGCAGAUGAUGAGGACCUAGGAAUCCAGUUUGAAGAGUCUUGCAAAUUGGAGGAUCUUAUGAAGAAAGUACGAGCAAAAGAAACAAGGAAGCGCGCUUUAAGUCGGCUGAAUUUAUACUUGGGAAAGGAUAUAAUUCUUACUGUUGGCAUUUUCAACUUAGUCCAGAAGGCUGUCAAGCAGCCUCCGAUGAAACUUUACAGAGAAACUAAUGAGCCACUGAAAACAAAAACACGAACCUUUAAUCGAGAGACAGGUAGUUUGCUUCUUCCAAGUGACACCAAAAGAGCUCAGAUUUAUGGGAAUCGUCAGAUUGUGCUAGAGAAAGAAGAGACAGAAGAAGUAAAAAGAUUUGAUUUACCAGGCUUGUAUCUGAUUGGGUUUAAACCCUUGGUAAUGCUGAAACGAUAUCACUAUAUCAGGCCUGCACAGUUCAUCUAUCCUGAUGAGUUCUUAAUGAAUGGAAGUACUACUCUGUUUAAUGCCUUGUUAAUAAAGUGUUUGGAGAAAGAAGUGAUGGCCAUAUGUAAAUACAUACCACGUCAAAACAAUCCUCCCAGGUUUAUAGCUCUGAUCCCACAAGAAGAAGAACUAGAUGAGCAGAAUGUACAGAUAGUCCCUGCAGGUUUUCAUCUCAUUUUUCUACCUUAUGCUGAUGACAAACGAAAUGUUGACUUUACUGAGAAGAUACCAGCUAAUCAACAACAAGUGAAGAAAAUGAAGGAAAUAAUCCAGAAGCUUCGAUUCAAAUACAGAAGUGAGAGCUUUGAAAAUCCAGUACUACAACAUCAUUAUAUGAAUUUGGAAGCACUGGCACUGGAUUUGAUGGAGCCUGAAAAAGCUGAGGAUCUUACAGUGCCAAAGGUUGAGCUAAUGGAUGGCCGACUGGGUAGCCUUGCAGAGGAGUUUAAACAACUUGUUUAUCCACCAGACUAUGAUCCUGAUAGGAAAACUAUAAAACAAAAACAAGCAGGUAGUGGUACUGAACAACCAGAAAAGAAAGCAAGAAUGGAACUCUCUGAAGAGGUGGUGAGGAAUCAUGUUGAUAAAGGCACUUUGGGUAAACUUACUGUGCCAAUUCUAAAGGAUAUAUGCAGGGUUUAUAAGCUAACAGGUGGUGGAAAGAAGCAAGAACUUUUAGAUGCGAUAACUGAGCAUUUCAAUAAGCACUGAGUUUACACCCCCAACUGCUUCAAACAUUUUAAUGUUGAAAAUCUCCUAAGUGUUGAGAUUUUAACAAGAGAAAUGUUUUCAUAGACUUUUGAUAAAAGGGAGUGGGAAUCAGGUUUUUAUUUUUGUGAAAUUAAUAGAAAAAGCCCCACCCCCCUCUCCACUUCUGGUCCUAGAUUUGAUUGUGCAACUUUCAUCUGACUUUAAUAAAUAAGUUUGGUUUGGCUGCAUCAGCUUUUUCAUUUCACAUAUAAUACAAUGCACAAACUAGUAUUAUUUAGGAAAAUAGCUUAUUGGAACAAUAGUACUAUAUAAAUUUGGUUUGUACAUGUCUCAAAUAUAUAGCAAAUGUGCUCUGGUAACCUUUUCCCCCCCGACCCAUGUUACUUCUUCCCAGUCCAUGAUAGAAACAAGUUAGCCAUUCAGGUUUCAUAGAGGUUUUUUCUCUUCAGGAGGCAUCCUGUACUUUUUUAAAAAAAUAUUUAAAGCUGAAUGCAAUUUGCCUACUAUUUUGUA